Molecule: messenger RNA, 1033 nt
Organism: Lepisosteus oculatus (spotted gar)
Lineage: Eukaryota; Metazoa; Chordata; Actinopteri; Semionotiformes; Lepisosteidae
Gene: eif2b1
Product: eukaryotic translation initiation factor 2B, subunit 1 alpha
Biological process (GO): translational initiation
Cellular component (GO): eukaryotic translation initiation factor 2B complex
Molecular function (GO): guanyl-nucleotide exchange factor activity; translation initiation factor activity
Source: RefSeq, a predicted model, not a curated record
UACAGCUGUUGGCUCUUGCCUGGUUUGCACCAGCCACCCUCCGAGAAAGUUGCCUACUUCUGUCUUUCAGAAAUGAAUGAAAAAGAACUGGUGGAGUAUUUCAGGAAUCAGAUGCGGCAGGAUCCUGACAUGGCGUCCGCUGUGGCCGCGAUCCGCACUCUGCUGGAGUUCUUGAAAAGAGACAAAGGUGAGACCAUCCUGGGUCUGAGAGAGAACCUGACUCAGGCCAUCGACAAACUGACCAGUGUGGACUCCUCGGUGGCCGUCUCGUCUGGGGGAGAACUGUUCCUGCGCUUCAUCAGCCUCACCUCUCUGGAGCAUCCGGACUUAUCACAAUGCAAGAAAGUGAUGAUUGAAAGAGGAGAACUCUUCUUGGAGAAAAUAUCACUUUCGAGGAACAAAGUUGCAAAACUCUGUCACACAUUCAUCAAGGACGGAGCAAAAAUCCUGACCCACUCUUCCUCGAGGGUGGUGCUGCGCGUGCUGGAGAAAGCCGCGGCGGAGAAGAAGCGCUUCACUGUCUACGUGACUGAAUCUCAGCCCGACACCGCAGGGCAAAAUAUGGCAGAAAAGCUAAGAAAACUCAAUGUUCCGGUCACAGUGAUCCUGGAUGCUGCUGUGGGGUACGUCAUGGAGAAGGUGGACCUGGUGAUCGUGGGAGCUGAAGGUGUAGUGGAGAGUGGAGGCAUCAUCAACAAGAUUGGCACAUACCAAAUGGCAGUGUGCUCCAAAGCACAUAACAAGCCUUUUUAUGUGGUGGCAGAAAGCUUCAAGUUUGUCAGACUUUACCCACUGAACCAGCAAGAUGUUCCUGACAGAUUUAAGUACAAAGCCGAUACGUUGAAGUUGAGCACGAAUCUAGCAGAAGAGCAUCCUAUGAUUGACUACACACCUCCCUCCCUCAUCACUCUCCUGUUCACAGAUCUGGGGGUGCUCACCCCUUCAGCUGUUAGUGAUGAACUCAUCAAGCUAUAUUUGUAACAGCACUGAAGAUGCCAGUAAAUUAUAUAUCUAAUAAAGCUGUUUAAAGAAA